Molecule: messenger RNA, 8567 nt
Organism: Amoebophrya sp. A120
Lineage: Eukaryota; Dinophyceae; Syndiniales; Amoebophryaceae
Source: the annotation of a GenBank genome assembly
AGGCCCACUUCAUACAACACAUGUUUCGCCCAAACAUACAUAAUGUACGUUUCGCCACCCUCGCCUUCCCCCGUCUGUUAAGCUGCACCAGUAGGAAUUUUUCGCACUCUUUCAAGUUUUCUUUUUCUACCCGCUUACCUUAAGAAGCGCAGCAUACGCAAUUCUUUUUCUACCCGUUCAUAGUACAUAAUCUGCAUGCGUUUUGCUACCUGAUCAGACAUCGACGUUUCGGUUUGUACUUUUAUGUACCUUAGCCGGAGAUCUCCACACGUACGUUUCUUCUUUCGCGCAAAGAAUGAUUGUUUCUCCUCUGCUUUUUGACGUGACAUGUCACACACAGGACGAGAUGAAGUGCCUCCUCUUGUUUCAAAGUCCUAUUCCUGUAGUUCCCGUAGGUACUCCUCUCUGUGGCUUCGUACGAGGCUGACAAAAGUGGCACUGGUCGGCGCGCAAAAAAUGGUGCCCUCAACGACGGCGCGUGUUUGUCUGGCCUCUUCCCUGCUGCGCUUCGUCCUCCUCUCUUUGUUAGUAGUCCUGGACCACAGUAACAGAACCUUUCACUUUGCAGACGCCGCGCUCUCCAUCGACGGCGCGGGCGUCGGUGCGUUCGUCAACCGGUUGCGAAGUGCGGUAUACGUGCCGAGGUCGGAGCUCGAGGAAGUGGCGAAUGUAAAAGCGCCGGGACGAGGACGGCGAAAGGACGAAGAAGAUGCUGCGAACCUCCGCGGGGGUGUCAAGCAAAGCACGUCGUACGACGAGGAGCACCCGCCUGUGUCUCCCUCCGCCGCAACGUGUAGCAGUACCGAGCACGGGCCGUUUUGCGCACUUACCGCGGUGACACCGGAGCAGAAGGAACAGGCACAGUACCUCCUAGACGGGCUUUUGUUUGCCAAUUUGUCGGAGACGAGUCUGCUUUCAAAUUUUCAGCGGCUGACGAACUUGCUUUUUCAGCAGACGCCCGCCGAAUCUUCGUCCGGGGCAGGAGCAGACAGGUCCUUGUCUCCUUUGUCAACAUCGCCCACCGGUUCGGGCUCCGGAAACUUGUUGGUAAGUAGUGCGAACAAGAAUUCUGGUUGUCGUUAUUUUGUUGUGUGUGUCGUUGAUGUUGAUUGUUGAAGAAAAGUACAAAACGAAAGCUAUUUUUUGAAAAGAGUACACCGUAACAAAAACUUUACAGUCAACGUCUUCGGACCUCACGACUUCGUCGCGUUUCCAAACCGACGAUUCCUUCGACAGCGACGACCUGUAUUGGGAAGACCACGAUCUUGAGGGCUCUACGGCCGAGUCCUACCAGGAUCCUGCGCUACUGGUCGAGUGCCGCGAAAUCAACCUGUCGGAGUUUUGUUUUCGCAACAACCAGUACUGUGACUCCAAGGUGCAGAAUGGGUGGUUUUUCUCCUUCGGGCUCCGGAAGGACAAGGCCGCGCUCCCCAUGGUCGUCACGGAAGUGAAGGCGCGGGGCGUCGGGUAUCUGAUCGCGCGCAACAAGGCGAGUGCCGGUGGUAGGGAAGUGGUGAAAGUGUGGGAGCAGAACAUCGACACCAUCCCGUUCUCCGAGGAAGAAAUAGCGAACGACCUGCAAUUUUUCCACACCCUUCUGUCUGACGGGUUUGUGAAGAUAUCUAACAUUUUGAGCAAUAUCGAGCACUCAUCUUCUCACAGAUUACGUUCCGCCGCCGCGGGGGAAGGCGGCCAGAAGUUUCUCAACAAUCAGGGUGGAUCUACUACUUCGCAGAGGCCGCUCGUGGCCGCAACUGGUGGGGACGAGGCAGUCACGAGUGGGGGCAAUGUUAUUGUGGAAAGGUUCCUCGAUUUGGAAAAUCUGUGGAAGGAAGUAAUAUUGGGGACGAGUGCCGCAAGUUCUACUUCGCCAAAUACCGAUCCCCGGUACGCUCCCCGGCUGCACAGCAAGUCCCCGCUGCGAGAGACGGAGCGCGCGGCCCUGUUGCUUUGGGAGUUUCUGGACCGGGCGGCGCCUACGCUCGCGGCGGACUUCCGGGCCAAUAUGGAUAAGGAGUUGGGUUUCGCGGAAGUUUUCGAGGCCGGUAGUGGGGAAGUUACCGCUCAUGAUGCCGUUUUUUCCAGCACUCCAGGGGCCGCGAUCGAUCAUAAGGUCGAAAUAGAAAAUCAGUUGCACGGGCGACACGGGAAAGAUUCUGAGUCACCACCGCCUGGCAGCCAGGCGUACGAGCUGCGCCAGAUUUUCCAAGUGCUGAAGAAGUACCGAAAACGCGAAGGCUACGCGCAGUUCACGCCCACAGACACGAUCUUUCCCAUCACGCAGCUCGUGACCUUUGGCGAUCUAGAAUUGCAGUCGAUCAAGGCGUGCUACCGCCUCGAGCCGACGAUUUCUUCCGAUUCUACUGUCGUGAAGAAGAAUCAGCUGAUCGCCACUUCGAAUGGCUUUUACGGUAGUGCCAGCACGACUGCUACCGAACACGGACUGAGUAACGGCUUGUCCCUCGCCCUCCGGGAAGUGUACCCGGAAAGCGACGUGAUCUCUUUGAAAGAGGCCUACACUAAGGGCAUGCGGCUGAAGCACGGCAGCACGACCAGAGCGGGCCAGGCAGACGCGGCUAGAGACGGCGGAAAAAAUAGAGGGAGAGGGAGCAAGAGGAGUAAGAGGAAUAAACAAAGCCGCGGAGCAGGUACGACCAGUAGUGCAACAACAUCAAAUGUUGUUGACUACGUAGACGAGGCCGCCGGCGCAGGUAAUUCAAAAAGCAGUUCUACUGGGCAAAAAGUCAACGGUGCCGUGCAGCAAGAUUCCUUUUUCGACAUGUACGAGUUCCUGAUCGAGGAGCUGGACCGCAUUCCCAACCUGCGCACCGUGCUGCUGCAGGGCAUCAGCUUCCUGAACCUGCGGGAGUACGUACGUAAGGAGGUGGUCGGAAACCCGCAGUACGACCAGAUUCUGAUCCAGCUCAUGGUUCGGAGGCGCGCGCUGCGGUUCGCGCAGGGCGAGGUAGGAAUUUCUGCGACGAGUGGUCAAUUCCAAGUUCGUCCUGAUGGGCAACAAGUGGGAGAAAGGGCAGCAAAAGGUAGGAGCAGUACAGCGUCUUCGAGGAACCGGAAGAGGAGUAUGCAUUGCAAAUGUGUCUGGGUCUGGAAGGAUGCAACUUGUGACGCUCCUUUUGGACUCUGAAAAAAUCUGUGUUGCAUGGCAAGCAAUAGGAGUCCAGUUUUUGCCACGUGGUGAGGGCAUUUCUCAUUCAGGAUAGGCUUGAAGAAGCACUCAGAAAAUCUGUGAUGCUAGGGCAUACAUCACAGCCGUCAUGGGUCAUGUCAGGCGUGCAUGACAAAUAUUCCUAUCUUCCAGACCCAGACAUAUUUGCGGUUGAUAAGGAGGCGGCGAAAGCCGUUCCACAUGGACCAGUUUUUCAACGAGGAGGCCAGUAUCGACUAUGCAGGAAAAAAACAUUGUUAGUGUAAGUUUGUGAUGCGCAACACAAAGAUGAUUGCGUCUGUCAUGCUGGACAUGCAUUGCAGGGUCCAUUCAUGCGGGUUUUGACAUGCUAUCUGCGCGUGACAGGUUUCUGCUCUCAUGCCAGACAGAUUUGUAAUGCUGUUCCUCCAAAAAAAUGAAAGUUACACCUACAAUCUUUUUCUCUUGGAUAUCGACUACUUCGAGCACAGCAAGGCGUGGCAGAAGUUACAGAACAAGUUGCACGACAAGAUGCAGGCCCAGUUCGACGAGCUCGGGCGCCGGGAUAAAAAUCCGGAGCAAAAACAGAACUCUGCUUCGUCGAAGAUAAGGGGACGGGUAAAAUUUUUUUCAGAGGUUCCCAUGCAGGUUCUGUCGUCCAACAGCGGGGAUGGAACAACAUCGGCGGGUAGCUACAGCGACAACACCGGCCAGAGCCCGCAGCUGUACGAGCUCUUUUCCACGCAGCAGUACUUUUACCUGAUGGAAAAGCUCCUCGCAAACAAGAAGCUGUAUCAGCAGCCGGAAAAGCGCAAACUGCUGGAAGAGGUGCUAGACAAAUAUUUGCUGCUGGAGGAGGGCGAGGAUAGGCAAACGAAGAAAAAGGAUCAUGUGUUUUCCACCUCCCGCGAGGAACAAGCAGUAGAUGCAGAGACCUCCGCGGCCGGAGGAGAUGCUGCUUUAACAAACAACACGACUGCGGCAAUGUCGCAGCCCACCGCUUCGGUGCCGGAGGUUUUUUCGCUCAUGGAGAAGCUCAUGGAAGAGGAGGUAAGGUUGUUGGAAGAUGAAGUUGACGAAGUAGAUCUUAGAAAUUCCGCAGAAAAGAACGGAAACGCACCGUCGGUUCCUCUCCCGCAAGAGGGGACAGCAGAAGCCAGCCGAACAGGUACUGUGCCUGCACCCGAGGAUGAUCAGGCGACUGAUGUGCUUCAAAAGCGGCAAGAAAGACCACCUGUCACCGCGUCCGGCACCGCCAACCAGGAGCAGUCUACGAAUUCCGACGCGGUGAGCGAGGACCCCGACGCAACAUCAAUACCGGAAAGAAAUCGGUCUGCGGAACAAGAACAGCACCUGACUGCAGAGGAAUUGCGAAGACAGGACGAGGAAUUUUUCAAGCAGCAUGGAAGCUCAACAACUGCGUCGGAUUUCAAGGACCUGCCCGAAACUGGCACCGGAGAUGCAGCGGACAACCGCGGUCCUGUGGGCCACCAGGCGAGCGGAAGCACUGGCAACGUGAAGCUUCGCGACUUCAUCCAAGACCUGGUUGCGACCGCCAGAGAAGCUGCAACGACGGCAAGCGAGGGGAGUAGUGCGAGGGGAGUCGCUGGGAAAGGAGAAGCGGGAGGAGCAGAUGAGAGUCCUGUGACGCAAGCGCAGGAGCGACAGGAAGAUCGGUCUUCGGGGGAAACUGCACCAACCGUAGGUAGUGCCGGAGAGGAUCUGCCUGGAAGUAGAACAGCGGAUGAAAGUAACGGAGCAGACAUGAACACGAGCGCCGGCGCCGCGGAUCAAACUGCACUUCCAAGAGAUGAAAAUAGUAAUCCGGAUGCUCCCCUUGGUCGUGAAACCUUUGGCGAGGCACCGCAGAACGGCGCAGAAGCAAGAGGCUCUGCUGAUCCAGACAGUACAUCGCUCCCUCCUGUUGCGCCACCAGAGGAGCAAUCCUCUGCCCCAAAUCUUCCAACACCUCAGGUCGGGGGCGAGGCGAAUGCUGAUGUACCUUCAUCGCCUCCCCAAGAACCACCGGAAGCUCAUCUUCCAGUUGGAACGGAAAAUGCUCAGAAUGCUCAAGAACAGCCGCAGAUGGGUCCAUCAGGCGCACCAGACCCCAACACGGGUAACAUGUCAACACCCGAAGCCGCUCAACAAGAUGCCGGGAGCACAGAAACAUCUGCAGAGGUCGUGAACCUAGCGAGAACGGAAGAACUCCCAGCAAAUAGCACCCCGAACAACAGCGAGCAGCAAGAAAGUACAGCCACUACACCCUCUCCUCCCACAUCUCGCGAAGAUGAGGAGGACACAGAGCAGUUUAUCCUGAGUAAAAACGUACCCACACCAGAGUCAGGAUGGGGAUUUUGCAACACAAACCUAGGAGUUUCGUGAGUCAUGCAUGACAAGUUGCGCUCUGCAGUGUAGUGCAGGUUAGCAAGUGCAGCAGCAUCACAGACUCAUCUGCUCAUCCUGUUCACAGCAUCACAAAUUCCAAAACACAAUUGGAAAUGGCUCUCAUGGGGAUGCGCAUUACGAGUCUUCCUGUCUUUGCAAAUCUGCAUUACAACUCUGGUGUGGGUACGUUUUUACUCAGGAUACAGCUGCGCGCCGCCCUGGCCGCCUUGGCUGAACACGACGAAACCACGACCACGCGGACAGCUGCAGAAGAGGAUAGAGGUGGUGCGCCACCAGCAGGACAAGCGAGUAGACCACCACAAACAACGGGGGCUGAAGGAAGAGCCGAUGAUCCCACUGCACAGGAGCAGCAGCUCCCGGAUUUGUUUGGAGGGGACCACAGUAGAACCCCGCAGCCAGACCAGCCUGAUGCGGCCGCAGGAGAGGGACGUAGACAGGACGAGAGGGCGGGACAAGAUACCGGUCCUGGUGGACGACCUGCAGGAACAAGCGGAGAUGUAGAAAUAGCAAAUGCGUCCGUACCUCCUCAAACAGCAGCGGAUGCUGAAGAUGAAAUAGCUGCUGCUCCAGUUGUAUCAACAACUACGAUUCCGCCAGUCGACCCUGAGCUGGACUAUACACGGCACCCCUCCAUUUUGACGACCCCGAACAGAUUUGCCGACCUAUUGCUGUCGGCCGACAAGAACGAUGAUAGGGCAGCGCCAGCCAGUGCCGCAGAAACCAACGAGGGUGGUGCGAAAGAAAAGUCGACGAGCGAGCUGCUCGACAAGUGGUUGAGAAUUAACGAUUUUUGGCAGGAGCGCGAAGACCUGAUCGUGGGCGCUGCGGAGGAGCAAAAGAGGCUGGAAGAGGACAGACGCUUGGCGGCGGAGAGGCUGCGGCUGUGGCAGGCAAGUUUAGAAGCAGAAGAGCAGGAGCGCAAAGCCGCAGAGGAGAAGUCGAAAGCAGAGAUGGAAAGCGCGUGGGCCAAGCUGGUGGAAGGAAUUAGCGGCGAAGAUGUUGUAUCAAAUGCAAAAAUGUCUGGGUCUGGAAGGAUCCGAACUUGUGAUGCGCAUUUUCGAACACAGAAAAAUCUCUCAUGCAUAGGUAGCAAAAGCUACCCCCUUUCUGUCACCAAAAUGGGGGAUUUCUCAUGCGGGUUCGGCAUUGCGGAAGCUUCUCGAAACCUGUGAUGCUAGAGCUUCCAUGCCACACCUUCUGCGUCAUGCAAAAACAGCAUGAAUCUUCCAGACCCAGACACUUUACAUUUGAUAUGUUGGCAAAAGUUUAGAUUCGGACGCGGAAACCACGACCACAGACACGGGCAGCACUGUUGAAGUCGCGGCUGCUGAGGAAGACGAAAGGACAACACCAGACCAGACUGAAACCGCAACAACCGAAGUGGAGAUAUCGUCGGGAAGAAGUGAUGAGCAUGGCGUCCACGACGAGCCGACACCGCAAACAGCGUCACCCCCAGGCAGCGCUGCUGGUGAAACAGUUUCACUGCAGUCCGAAGACGAAGCCGGCAGCACCGUCGCUUUAGAGACCGAAACCGAACAACCCCCCACCGCAACGCCCGCGGAGGUCGUGCCUGUUCACACCAGAAUCGAACUCGAACGCGAACUGCGCCGACUGGAGGCUGAAAUCCUUUCGCCGAAGUCUCUUUUCGAGCAGCUAGCGGAGGUUCCGCUAGGUGACAUCGAAAACAACAAGGCAACGUCGAAAGCAAACCAAGGUGCCUCAAGUGAACACAGCGGCACGACAACUUCAGAGAACAAGAUGAAAAAGGACAGUGCAACUUCUGGCGGAGCAGAGCAGCCGCGUUUGGUGUUCGGGGCUGUGAACGUGGACGGCGACACUUUUUUUACCGGCGGAUCGGGGGCGAACUCGAACACCAAGACAAAAGGAAAGACUUCAUCCCCUCCUACGGUCCAGUUCAAAUUGCACACUGGCGGCGGCGGUGACGUUUUGAAUGACGAUUUUGCGAAUCAAUUGGCGGAGCAAUUGUCGAAGUUGUUCGGCGGGGGGAGUGAUCAGCUAAGCGGGGGUGCCGGCAAAGAUUCGGCCGCGUCCCGACGCGCCUCCUCGACCGAGGAGGAGGAGGAGGACAACGCGGACAAUGAAAUCACAUUGCACAAGCUCAAGCCGGAAAAGAAAAAGAAAGCAUCAGGGAGUGGUGCGACGGAACAAACUUCAGCAUCCGAAGAUCAUGAGACAGCACACGGUUCUACUACUUCGGGAAAAACCGACUCAACAGAAGGCGCCAGUGGGAAGAAGAAGACCGUCGAAGUGCAGCGGUUCACGGUAAAAUUCGACCAAAACGGGGGAAUCGACAUCUUGGAAAUGGGAAACAACAACGCAGGUACAAGAGUGUAGGGCUUGAUAGAUAAUUCGUUGGUUGCUCUGCUUCUGUGUUCUUUUCGCCUCAUUUGGCUCCGCACCUGGUGGAAGUCGUAGCGGCUGUAAUUUUCAUAUCUUGCCCAAUGAAAAUGAAUCCCUGGUUUUAGUACUGGUGCCUAGUCUGAGAAUCAUUUUUGCCUUUCCUUGUCGUGAAUGAAAAACAAAAACUAAAAUUGCGGAAAAAAAAAUAAACCCAGGUGCAAACCAGGGCGGCAACGAAGAGGAAGCGAAGAUGAUGCGCAUGAUGCAGGAGCAAUUAGCGUCCAUGCUCUCCGACCAGGUGUCGUCCGAGCAGGGAAACAAAGAGGGAAAACCUUCGAAGAAGAAAGACGUAGAGGACGAGGAUGAGCUGGGUGAUUAGCUGAACCAGAACUCGUCCGAGAUUUUUAGGCUAUUCUUUUUGCUGAAACCAAUCGAGGAAUUUUUAUCCUGGUUGUUCCCACAUAUGCACUACAACUAAGCACAAGAAGAGCAAAUUGAAACAUCUGCAGGUCGUGUUGACCUCCCUGCACUUCUUGAUGCAUGGAUUUCUGUCCACCUACUUCGAUGGAAACGCACAUUGCUGCCCGGAAGAGAAAGAUCAUGAGAGGCUGCGCCGUCAAAAAUUGGCGAGGUUCGAUUGCAGAUCGCGACG